AUGGGCUCUCGAUUCCUGCUCCUAAAAGACUGUCAUGAGAUGAGUAUUGAAAAUUUCCACCGAGUCAUUACGCUCACCACCUUUUCCGUGCCGGGAACAUUAGAUAGCAACACGUGGCCGCAGCUCUUCAACCCGCUGCGCGAAAAGUUCAAUAGCUCCAUGCCGUUUGGGCCCCCUGUCACUGAGGAAUACCGAUUAAACUGGCACAGGAUGUCGAACGUUUGGUUCAUGGCACUGGAGGAGGAUCGCUGGGCAGCGGAGAAAUUUGGGGCGAUGGCGAAACGAGAGAGCUGGGGCGGGGACGACGCGAGCAGCCAUGCCAUCUUCUGCCACCUGUAUCGCUGGACAGGAUUUAGCAAUCCUCGGAAGCAAGAGGCCACUGCAGCCGCGGACUUCGAGGCGGCUGAAAAAAGACAGAAUGCUCUCGCAAAGGCGAAGCCUCCUGCGACCGCCUAUGUACAGGAACGCUGGGCUAUUCGUUCCAUACCGUCGUUAAGGACGGAGGAAGACGUCGAAUAUGAGAACGCCGAGAAAGGAGAAGAGGCGGAAGAGUAA
Molecule: messenger RNA, 555 nt
Organism: Akanthomyces muscarius
Lineage: Eukaryota; Fungi; Ascomycota; Sordariomycetes; Hypocreales; Cordycipitaceae
Exons: 1
Coding region: 1-555 (184 amino acids)
Source: RefSeq, a predicted model, not a curated record